Molecule: messenger RNA, 1155 nt
Organism: Nerophis ophidion (straightnose pipefish)
Lineage: Eukaryota; Metazoa; Chordata; Actinopteri; Syngnathiformes; Syngnathidae
Gene: hint2
Product: histidine triad nucleotide binding protein 2
Exons: 6
Coding region: 130-624 (164 amino acids)
Cellular component (GO): mitochondrion; cytoplasm
Molecular function (GO): hydrolase activity
Source: RefSeq, a predicted model, not a curated record
CUUGGUUUUACCAGGUUUCCUGAAGGCGGCACCAACAUAGCAAUGGCGGCAUUAUUCCUUGCGUAGUUACUUCGGUGUGGUUAAGUCUGAGUAAACUACUAUUUUAAUUUGGAAUACCUCACCUCGGACAUGUUUCAUCGACACAUUUUACGGACAUGUUUAUUCCCGAGUAGAAUGGCACGACUCGGUCGUUUACCACCUGUUUCCAGAGCCCAGAGUCCGCUUUGUACCGGAAGUGACGAGGUGCGCCUGGCAGAGGAGGCCAGCAGGAAGUAUGGCCCCCAGGCUCCGACCAUCUUCUCCAAAGUCUUGGACAAAAGCAUCCCGGCAGACAUCAUCUACGAGGACGACAAGUGCUUGGCUUUUAGGGAUAUCAGUCCGCAGGCCCCGGUGCACUUCCUGGUCAUUCCAAGGAUCGCCAUUCCCAGGAUAAGUCAAGCCCACGAUGACGAUGCUGAGCUCUUAGGACAUUUACUGCUGGUGGCCAAGAAUGUUGCCGAGCAACAAUCGCUAACGGAAGGUUACAGAGUGGUCAUCAACGACGGAAAACACGGCGCUCAGUCCGUCCACCACCUCCACGUCCACGUGUUAGGAGGCAGACAGAUGACAUGGCCGCCGGGAUGAAUAACAGCUGUUAUUGUUAACAACUGCGAGUGUGACGUGUCGGACGUGGUGCGAUCCACUGACCUGUGUGCGCUUCAAGGAGGUUACUGCCAGUCACCCGGGAGCCAAACAUGGAACUUUGACCUACAUUUCCUUCCAACAACAAGCGGCUGCAGGUUUGCCUUGUGUCACAUUCGAGUCUUUUGGCCGCGCGUCACGCUGUCGUGUUCACGCCGUGGAAAUCCUACAAACAAAUCAUGCAAUCAGUUCCAGGGUCAAACUGUCACACUAUUGAAACCCUUAUUACCUGCACAUGUGAUGUUUUUUUCGGCCUCGUUACAUCAUUUGCAUAGGAAUGUCUUUGAUGAAUAUAACUGACUGAUGGUAACUUUCUUUGCUUGGUGCAGGAUUAAAUAAUAUUGCAGUCAUUUAGCAUGAAUUAAUUAACUUAAAACAAGUUGAAAACUUAUUCGGGUGUUACCAUUUAGUGGUCAAUUGUACGGAAUAUGUACUGAACUGUGCAAUCUACUAAUUAAAGUUUCAAUCAAUCAA